Messenger RNA from Drosophila novamexicana, 4571 nucleotides. RefSeq names its product metabotropic glutamate receptor (gene mGluR). NCBI's taxonomy places the organism in Eukaryota, Metazoa, Arthropoda, Insecta, Diptera, Drosophilidae. Gene Ontology annotation, biological process: G protein-coupled glutamate receptor signaling pathway; regulation of synaptic transmission, glutamatergic. The coding region runs from base 1 to 2970 and encodes 989 amino acids. Gene Ontology annotation, cellular component: membrane. Gene Ontology annotation, molecular function: group II metabotropic glutamate receptor activity. The transcript has 7 exons. The record is from RefSeq and is a predicted model, not a curated record.
AUGUGGGAAAUGUUUAAGAGAAAUCCAGAUAACAGUUAUCCAGUUAUCCUUGUGGUCCUGUUGGCCACCUGCUGGAGCUUCUUGCCACAAUUGGCAGGCGCAGGAUCGUCGCAGGCACACGACACGGUGUCCGUGUCCUUGCCGGGUGACAUAAUACUCGGUGGACUUUUUCCCGUUCACGAGAAGGGCGAAGGUGCACCGCCCUGCGGACCCAAGGUCUACAACCGGGGUGUUCAGCGACUGGAAGCCAUGCUUUAUGCUAUCGACCGUGUUAACAACGACACAAACAUAUUGCCGGGAAUAACGAUAGGCGUGCACAUACUGGACACGUGCUCUCGGGAUACCUACGCUCUGAACCAGUCUCUCCAGUUUGUGCGCGCCUCGCUGAACAACCUGGACACGUCCGUGUUCGAGUGCUCCGAUGCAUCCGUUCCGCAGUUGAGGAAAAAUGCGACAUCCGGUCCGGUCUUUGGUGUAAUUGGCGGCUCGUACAGUUCCGUAUCGCUGCAGGUCGCGAAUCUCUUGCGCCUCUUUCACAUACCGCAAAUUUCACCGGCAUCUACGGCAAAGACUCUCUCGGACAAGACGCGCUUUGAUCUAUUCGCACGCACCGUGCCGCCGGAUACAUUCCAGUCUGUCGCCUUGGUGGACAUCAUCAAGAACUUCAACUGGUCCUACGUGUCGACAAUUCAUUCGGAAGGCUCCUAUGGUGAAUAUGGCAUCGAGGCCUUCCACAAGGAGGCCACAGAGCGACAUGUCUGCAUUGCCGCCGCCGAAAAGGUGCCAAGUGCCGCCGACGACAAAGUCUUUGAUUCGAUUAUUGGGAAACUCCAAAAGAAGCCAAACGCUCGCGGAGUUAUCCUGUUUACGCGCGCCGAGGAUGCGCGUCGCAUCCUUCUCGCGGCGAAACGGGCCAAUCUCUCACAUCCCUUCCACUGGGUGGCCAGCGAUGGAUGGGGCAAACAGCAGAAGCUACUGGAGGGGCUGGAGGACAUUGCCGAGGGCGCCAUUACGGUUGAACUGCAAUCGGAGAUAAUCGAAGACUUUGACCGAUAUAUGAUGCAAUUGACGCCCAGCAACAACAAGCGAAAUCCUUGGUUCGCCGAGUAUUGGGAGGAUACCUUUAAUUGUGUGCUAUCCACGGCAUCGGAGAAUGGACAACAAGAGGAAGAGGAAGCUAGUCCAACCAAAGAAAAGCCGAAAAUCGCCUGCGAUGACAGUUUCAGGCUCUCGGAAAAAGUCGGUUACGAGCAAGAAUCGAAGACUCAAUUCGUAGUGGACGCCGUGUACGCCUUCGCCCAUGCCCUACACAAUUUGCACAAUGAUCUGUGCACCCAGAAUGAUCAGAACCCGGGCGCACAGCAUCGGCAUAGUGCGUCCGUGUGGUAUCGCAAGCCCGUGGACAGCCACUCGCAGGCAUGUCCCAAUAUGGCCAACUAUGAUGGAAAGGACUUCUACAACAAUUACCUGUUGAAUGUGUCAUUUUUAGAUUUGGCUGGCAGCGAGGUGAAGUUUGAUCGUCAGGGCGAUGGCUUGGCGAGGUAUGACAUUUUGAACUAUCAACGUCUGGACAACUCCUCCGGAUACCAGUAUAAGGUGAUUGGUAAAUGGUUCAAUAACCUGGAAAUUAACUUGGAUACAGUUGUGUGGAACAAAGAAAAUGAGAUGCCAACCUCGGCAUGCUCCUUGCCGUGCGAAGCUGGGAUGAUAAAAAAACAACAGGGGGACACGUGUUGCUGGAUCUGCGACAGCUGCGAGCCCUACGAAUACGUCUACGAUGAGUUGACCUGCAAAGACUGUGGCCCGGGUCUCUGGCCGUAUCCGGACAAGCUGUCAUGCUUUGCCCUCAACAUCCAGUACAUGCGCUGGAACUCGCUUUUUGCUCUCGUUCCCUUGGCGAUUGCAAUAUUCGGCAUUACGAUGACCAUCAUCGUAAUUGUGUUAUUUGCCAGAAAUCACGAUACGCCGCUCGUGCGUGCAUCGGGCCGUGAGCUUAGCUAUACUCUACUUUUUGGCAUUCUCGUCUGCUAUUGCAACACAUUUGCAUUGAUCGCGAAGCCGACGAUUGGCUCCUGUGUCCUGCAGAGGUUCGGCAUCGGCGUCGGCUUUUCCAUCAUUUACAGUGCUCUGCUCACGAAAACCAAUCGCAUAUCUCGCAUCUUCCACUCUGCAUCGAAGUCGGCGCAGCGCCUCAAAUACAUCAGCCCCCAGUCCCAGGUGGUGAUCACGACCUCCUUGAUCGCGAUCCAAGUUUUGAUUACGAUGAUUUGGAUGAUUGUGGAGCCACCGGGAACUCGAUUUUACUACCCGGACCGCACCGAGGUCAUCUUGAAAUGCAAGAUACAGGACAUGUCCUUUCUUUUCUCUCAGCUGUACAACAUGAUACUCAUUACAAUUUGUACGGUUUACGCUAUAAAAACCCGCAAAAUACCUGAAAAUUUUAACGAAUCCAAAUUUAUCGGAUUCACAAUGUAUACAACCUGCAUCAUUUGGCUGGCAUUUGUACCAAUUUAUUUCGGUACUGGCAACUCCUACGAGAUCCAAAUAACUACAUUGUGCAUAUCCAUCAGCUUAAGUGCAUCCGUGGCCCUGGUCUGUCUCUACUCUCCGAAGGUGUAUAUAUUGGUUUUCCAUCCUGACAAGAAUGUGCGCAAGCUGACAAUGAAUAGCACAGUGUACAGACGCUCUGCCGCAACUGGAGGAGCUCCGGGAGUACCUACAAGUUCCGGAUAUGGUCGCACACCCAUUGGAUUGAAUGCGGCAGACGCAGGCAUAGUCCCUGCUGCUAAAGCUGUGUCUGAGCGACAGCCUCAAAGCGAUUGCCAAAACAGUCCGUGCUCUGAGCUAGAUCAAAAUCAAACGGCGGUUAUUCAUAGGAACGAAGAAUGCGUCAAUGGUGCUCCGACAUCCGACAAGUGCGAUUGCCGACUAGGUGCUGAAGACCCAUCCUGCAUUGGAAUUAACGAUUAGAUAAGUCGCAAAGUGCACCCAAGAUUGACACUUCGUGCUUUGAGUACUCUCCACAUACUAUGAGUACUAUACACACACGAUGAGUACUCUCCACAUACGAUGAGAACUAUCAGCAUACUAUCCACAUACUAGAGUACUAUUUAAUACGAGCAGGUAUGACGGACAGUUUUUGUUAAAAUGUUUGCGUUUCUCACAUAAGUAGUUGCUUUAAUUUAACACAGAACGCUUACUAAAUUUAAAAUGUAGUCUGCGAAAAAUCAAGUUGUUAACUUUCAUAAAAACGAAAAUUGUUAUAAGGAUUUUUUAAAUUAAGUCAACUGAAAGGUGGCCGUAAGUCUUUCGUUCGGACGAAUUGUAAAAUUAAAUUUAAUUAAAAUUAAUUAAAUUAAACAACAGAAGUUUAUUGCUUAAGUGUCGUGCUUUCUGUGCUGAUAGUUUAUCUAUAACUCUUAGUAAGGCCAAAAGAAAACAAACAUAUUAUAUUUUCUAAAGGCGGUAAACGAGUUGAAAGGUGUUUUAAAAAUAUGAUGUGUGUUUAUUUUAUGUUAUUCAAGGAUUAGCAAAUUAUAAUAUUUUACUUGCCUAUCUGGGAAUCUCUGCUCCGAAAUGUAAAAGCAAGCCAUCAUAAGAAAUGUUUGUUAUUUAAAAUUUGUUCUUUAGGACAAUCAUUAACUUUUGAAAUGGACUUUGAUAUUCGGAUAAAAUUUAUUAAAAUAUUUUAACGGUACAUGUUUUUUAACAAAUAGUUUAACUCUCUUCUGUUACCAAAAAGUUUCACGAAGCUUUUAGCUUUCAUCUUUAUAAAGUUCAUUGGCCUAUUACUAAAAAUAUAAGUUUCAGUUUUGAAUCUUAACCGAAAGUUGAAUGUCAAACAUAUUCUAAAGAAAAUAUGUAAAGUUUCAGAGAUAAAACAAUUUAAAGUUAAAUGAGAUCAAGAGAUUUAAAUUAUAAUAUAAUUGUUUUAAAAGAAUUUUAGAGAAACUCCUUUAUUGAGUUCUUUGCAAAUACUUUUCCGAAUAUCAAUGUUAAUAAAAGCAUUACCUAAAUUAACUACGUAAGAUUAGUCGCAGAUUAUCCCACCUAUGAACAUGAUUAAACUAAUACAUAUGGAGAGCACAAUUUGAAUGAAGUAUAAGACAAAUGCACGGACAAAUUAGUUAUGAAUGUUCAAAAUAUGUACUUGUGUAUUAAAUUGAACUGCGUUUCAUAAUCAACACUUUAUUUAUUCCCAAGGAAAAAUUCGAAUCGCAUUAUUUGAACCAACUUUCAUAACUAAAUGAUAAUGUAACUAAGUAUAUUUAGUACUUAAGGAUCCGUCAAGGGGUUCGGAAAAAAUAAAAACAAAAAGUACUUAGCUCAAUAGAUUUUCUUGUGUCCAAAUACUUCUUAUUACAAUGAUUUUUUCCUUCGUUACAGCUAUUAGAUAUCUAAAAUUCAAAAGUAUAAUUUGCAGCAUUCUGGAAUGCCUCCAAUAAAAAUGUAUUCGGGUUCUCAGAUCUUAUGGUUCGCGUGCAGUGCAUGUAAAGAUUAGGAUUUUAAGACUUGGUACAGUGUAUCCGGAAACUAAACAAUUUUAAAAUGUUUUACUUUAUUAUUAAAUU